AUGGAUUGGUUUUUGUCUGGUGAUCGCAAACCGGAAACUACAUCGAGCAGUUGUCCUCGGGAUAUGUACUAUCUAUACAGUAAACUCCUGCGCGGUAAUCUCCGCCACGGUGUCGACUUGCUUUGUUUUUGUCUCGCAAACCACCCCAACUAUUUCAAAGCAAGCAAUAUAAUUAUAAUCAUUUCAGAGUCGCUUUCAACCCAAACCGAGCAUGUCAAGGGAUUGGCGGAUGCGUUGAGUAGCUGUGUUGUCUGCAUCUGUAACGGCUUGAGACCUCGCACUCUUUGGUCGGAAGUUCUGGAUGUCGUCAAAGAAAUUCAGCCUACUCGAUAUCGACCUACUCAUCACUCUCGGGCCCUCGCAAACAACGCGACAACGGUAGAGGACCUGUCACGUAUGAACGCCAAUUUAGACCCACGCGACAUGGUGGUGCAGAAGGUGCCUAUCAUCUCCGUCCCAACGUCGCUUUCCGGGGAUGGGACCAGCCGUGGGCCAGAGUUGAUCGUCCUGGACGCCGAAAUGUGCCGGGCGACCCUGGACUGGGUGUGGUACAGUACCGCUGUCAGAGCACUUGAUUAUUGCGUGGAAACGAUUCUGUCUCCUGAGCGGACGGGGAAGGGUAGCGAGGCGGCGAUGACAGGGCUGAGGCGGCUGGUACCCGCGUUGCUAAGGUGCAGGCAUGCGAAAGACCCGCACCGGGAAGAUCAAGCGAGGCAUUACCAUGGGAUUGGGCAUCAAUUAGGGCCAUUUGGAGUUGGACAUUGGGAGACGAGCUGCGUGUUGUUACCAGCGGUGUGCAAGUACAAUGCACAAGGGAAAGAGCACGCAGAGAGGCAGCAGAUCAUUAUGAAGGCGCUCGGGGAUGAUCCUGAGAAUCAAUGUGACAUGGGAGAUGCCUUUGAUACUAUCAUUACGGAGUUAGGAAUGGUUAGGAAAUUGGAAAAUGUUGGUGUGGGAGCUGAAGAACUUGGUGAGCAGGUCCUGGAGAUUUUACGGGCGGUUGCCGGAUGA
Messenger RNA from Eremomyces bilateralis CBS 781.70, 1011 nucleotides. Its product is annotated as Dehydroquinate synthase-like protein. The record is from RefSeq and is a predicted model, not a curated record. Gene Ontology annotation, molecular function: alcohol dehydrogenase (NAD+) activity; metal ion binding. The transcript has 8 exons. Gene Ontology annotation, cellular component: mitochondrion. The coding region runs from base 1 to 1011 and encodes 336 amino acids. NCBI's taxonomy places the organism in Eukaryota, Fungi, Ascomycota, Dothideomycetes, Eremomycetales, Eremomycetaceae.